CAUUUUAUUGUUUGUUAUAAACUGAAACAUGGUCGGCAAGAGUAAGAAGAAGCGCAAUAGCAAAGAUUCCACAUCCAGCAAUGCUGGCAGCGGUGAGGGCGAUGAAAAGAAGAAAAAGGAUGGCGGUGGCGGUGGCGGCGGUAAGAAAAAAGGAGGCGUGGGCAAAUCCAUUGGCUGCGAUAUCUUCAACGAUGCUGCCAUGGAGAAUGCAUACUAUGUGUGUCAUAAUGUUCAGGAUGUGCUGAAAUCGCGCGGCUUCGCCUGGCCCGAUGGCCAAAAGAAGAAAAAGAAGGGAAAGCGCUGAGAACAGGUGUGCGGGAAAUGGUCUGCUUUCAGAUUUUGAUAUGAGAGCAACAUUUUAAAUAAAUGUUG
Drosophila guanche is the source of this 372-nucleotide messenger RNA. RefSeq names its product small lysine-rich protein 1. NCBI's taxonomy places the organism in Eukaryota, Metazoa, Arthropoda, Insecta, Diptera, Drosophilidae. Bases 29 to 304 code for a protein of 91 amino acids. The transcript has 2 exons. The record is from RefSeq and is a predicted model, not a curated record.